AUGCGUCCACAAAAUCCUCACGGAACCAAAAAGGUCAAACGAUCAUCCACAGUCUCUCCUCCAGUUUUUCAGGACGUUUCCGAUCAUGAUGAAGAUGGAGAUGAAGUGAUUGAUAUUACUUCGGAACAAGAUCCUCACCAAGGAACCACAUCAUCAAAUCCGAUCAUUGAGGAAAGUCAUUUGGAUCAAGCACAAACAAGAAGGAGAAGCAGUAGUGGAGGAAGUAGUGCAAGUAGUGCCGGACGACAUCGUAGACAUCAUCGUGAUGAUCAUCAUCCAACUCAUGGUGUUGGCUUCGAAGAAUUGAGUGAUGAAGAAGCAGAGGAUGUAGAAGUCAUUCAAAAUCCAGCAAAUUAUGUUCACAAAGAACCUCAUCAUCAAGUGGAAAUUCAAGAUGCACAGCAACAACAACAACGACAGGUACAAUCUGCACGUCCUUUCCAAAUCGAAGAACAAUUAGAGCAUGAAGAAAGUGAAGGAGAAGACGAGGAGGGUAAUCGUUACAUUCGUACCACCAAAACCUUUGAAUCACCUCAAGGAGGUUUGAAAACAACAACCACACACAAAGUCAUUGAUCGAGAGGGUCGAGUCAUUUCCACCAGCACCUCAACCACAUCCAAGUCAAGCAGUGGUGAUAUUCCCGUGUUCGUUAGAAAGCAACAACAGGUUUCUUCACAUCCAGGUGGUGGCAGCUUCUCUUCAUCCACACUUUCCUUUUCCUCUUCUUCAGCACCUUCAAUGAACCGACAAGCACAAAUUUCUACACCAUUCAAUGCCUCCUCCAACAAUAAUAAUGCAGGAAGUACCAUGAUGAAUGUCGCCAACAAUGAUCCAUUUGGAAACUUUAUGAAUCCAUUUGCAAAUGAUCCAUUCUUUUCUCGUCCUUUUGGAGGAUCCAUCUUUGAUAAUGAUCCUUUCUUCUCGAAUCCAUUUGGAUCGAUCAUGGAACAGCAGAGAAAUAUGAUGAGAUCAUUUCAAUCCAGAAUGCAACAGCAACAACAACAAUUCUUUCAACAACAGCCUCAAUUUCCAAAUCAAUCACAAUUUUCGAAUAUGAGAUCUCAACAACCUAACCAGCAGCAGCAACAAUUCUUUGGCCAACAAAAUGCAGGUCCUUAUGUAAAUCCAUCAAAUUUCAAUCCUCAACAACAGCAACCAAGACAACCUUUCGGUCAAUAA
This is a messenger RNA of Naegleria fowleri, 1179 nucleotides long. RefSeq lists its product as uncharacterized. The coding region runs from base 1 to 1179 and encodes 392 amino acids. The record is from RefSeq and is a predicted model, not a curated record. The transcript has a single exon. Lineage: Eukaryota; Heterolobosea; Eutetramitea; Acrasida; Naegleriidae.